CGGUUUCCAUCCAGCCCCGAGUGGUGGCGCCCACCCACUUCUGCGAACCCAUGGCGCGCCUCCUUCUGCUGGCCUUCCUCGCGCCCCUGGCCUUCCUCGCGCCGAAGCCGCCGCGACCUUUGACGCCGCGACGUUCGGCGGCGGCGGCGUCGGCCGAAGCUGCGGCUGGCGCCUGGGCUGGCGCGCGUGAGGCGCUCCUCUAUGAAGAUUGGCCGGGCUUUCGCGCCUGGCUGUCUACCAAACCAGACUUGGAGGCUGAGGACGAGCGGGGAUGGACCAUGCUGAUGCAGGCAGCCGAGUGGCAGAAGGCGGAGGCGGUACAGCUGCUGCUGGAGGCCCGAGCUUUCCCGGGCGCGUUGGAUGCGGAGAUGUCUGCGUUGCACCUGGCGGCGCGAGGGCCUAUAGGCGGUGGAGAGGCGGAGCCGCGGAUUUUGGAGCUCUUGGUGCAUCACAAGGCCCACGUCGAUGCACAGGAUGCCACAGGCACCACCCCGCUGAUGCUGGCGGCAGCUUCUGGGCACAUGUCCACAGCACGGUGCUUGGUGCGGUUGGGCGCCGAUGUGACGCUGAAAGAUGGAGAUGGAUUGGCUGCAGCAAACUGGUCGGCCACUGAGCACUUGGCGCAGUGGCUCACCGAAAGCUCCACCCGGACCUGAUGCUGAUGGAAACCGCCGGCGGUGGUACCGCCGGUGCCGCGCAGGGACCGGAAGGUGAUGUGUAAGCCCGCAACGAGGAUACGUGUGGGAUUUCUUUAACUUGGCGGAUCCCCCUGACUGACCCAGCACCCAACAGGAGCAGACAGUUGGUCAGAGGAAAACCAAGGGAAAAGUCUUCGCCUUUGCUGACUACCCCAAGG
Molecule: messenger RNA, 856 nt
Organism: Effrenium voratum
Lineage: Eukaryota; Dinophyceae; Suessiales; Symbiodiniaceae
Source: the annotation of a GenBank genome assembly